Aureobasidium vineae is the source of this 2109-nucleotide messenger RNA. The record is from the annotation of a GenBank genome assembly. Lineage: Eukaryota; Fungi; Ascomycota; Dothideomycetes; Dothideales; Saccotheciaceae.
UCACUCUCUUCUAUCACUAUGCGUUACUCUCUAGCCGUUCCGGCUUUUGCAGCCCUGGCUGCUGCCCUUCCUGCUCCUCAGCUUAUCGACCUUGACAUGGUCAUCGCACAGCCCGAAAUUUCCUACACGACCACCGCUUCAAGCGUCACCUAUGAUGCUACCUCUAUCGCUGCACAGGCUACCGAUGAUAUCACCUCAGUCUCCGUGGACGUCAGCGCUAUCGCUACCGCAACCCCUCUUGCAAUUGAGAAGCGAGGUGCAUGUGCUCCUCAGCCUACUGGAGUCACUGGAGUUUACGGCCCUCCUGCCCAAGCAUCCGAGGACACUGUUGGUGCUUUCGCGGCCAAUACUGCCUUUGCAGCUGCAGCUUCCAACGCUCCUACUCCUUCUGGCUACUCAAACACCUUCACCAACCUGAACGCAUCUAACAAUGCCUACGGUUAUAUGGGAUACACUACCCUGGCCAGCUACGACACCGAGAAAUGCGCCUCCAAGUGCAAUGCCAUCAACGGCUGCAUGUCUUUCAACUUGUACUUCGAGCGUGACCCAUCUGUCGACCCUGCUGCUGGUUGCGAGAACCCUACCAGCAACACCAUGAUCAAGUAUGCGUCUGACAACUCGCCANNGUGUGUGUUCUGGGGAGGCCCUGUUUCUUCUUCCAACGCCAACAACUAUGGUCAAUGGCGCAACAAGUUCCAGGUUGCCAUCGCUGGCUCCAAUGGUUACACCAACCAGACUCUCGAGGUCCCUGCUGGUUUUGGCAAUGUUCAGUACCUCAACAACGCUGCCAUCAACGCUCCUCUUGAUUACGAAGGUUAUGACACUUACAUGGGCUCUCGUAUCUUCACUGCUGGUCCUUUCAACGCCUCUCUCUGCGCCGCCUUCUGUCAAACCCAGAACACCUACAAUAUUGCCCACCCUCCCAGCAACGGUGCUCCCGUCAAGAUCUGCAACUUCUUCAACACCUACCUGCUUUAUGUCAACAAGACCUCCAACAUUGAAGGCCAAUACUGCGCUCUGGCCAGUACCGUGGAAACGAUCACNUACAUGAUUGAGUACUCUUACACCUUCACCAACACUUCCAACCCCGGCUUCAAACCCUCAAAGGGCGACACCAACGGCGUCAUUCACCAGGCUUCUAUCGACAUCAAGUACGCCACUCUCCAGCUCUUCUGCUCCGCAGCUCUCGGAUACAGCGAUCUUCUUGCUACCGUCACUCCUAUGACCUUUGUCACUCCCAUGGCCACCAGCACAAUCCUGAGCACCACCACAACUACCGCUACUAGCAUCAACAAGCGCGCUGCUUUGACCACCACUUCUGCAUCUUUGUCAGUUCCCGCUGCUCUGAAGAAGUACCCCUCUUCGAUUCUUUCCAGCGCCUGUUCCAUGGUGGUCACCCAAGCUACCAGCACCUCCACUUCCACCGCCUCUGUCUUCACCGUCACCGCUGCUACCCAGACCACUCUUGAGACAUCGAUCCAGACUGUCACUGCCUCUCCUAUACCCAGCACCUGUGGCAACAAGGGCAUCCAAUACGCCUAUUACGGUGAUAACGCCUACUCUGAGGGUACUAAUGUCAACUUUGUGCAGCCUUCGAAGUACGCAAAUGUUCAGCCCACCUGGGAGUCUACUACGAGCAUGGUUGGUGGCGUCAACGUUCAACCAGGCGCCUCCAUGCAGAUCUACGACUCAGGACGUUUCGAGAACUCGGAAUACUUCAUCCUGAAUCACCGCGGCUACAUUUUCGCUCAGGUGUCGGGCACCUACACCUUUCAAAUCGGCAACCCUGAUGAUAUUGUCUUCCUGUGGCUUGGAGAAUAUGCUCAGAAGGGCUGGAACUCGGGCAAUGCCAAGGCUGUUGCCUCCAUCGCGAGGGAAACCGGCUAUCAAAAUUUCGCCUCGACUCAGUACACUCUGGAGGCUGGAGAAUACCUCCCUUUCAGAAUUCUCUUCGGUCAACAGAAUGGCCCGGCNCCUUUUACCUUCUCUAUUACUGCUCCUGAUGGCACUGUCAUUCUGGGCAGCAACACUCCUCAGUCCGACGCUAUUGUGCAGUUCUCUUGCGACGGCACUACCGCUCCCCAGUUCCCUGCUUUUGGCCACGAGUAG